Dermacentor andersoni is the source of this 2718-nucleotide messenger RNA. Its product is annotated as lysosomal alpha-mannosidase-like. Gene Ontology annotation, cellular component: lysosome. Gene Ontology annotation, molecular function: alpha-mannosidase activity; carbohydrate binding. NCBI's taxonomy places the organism in Eukaryota, Metazoa, Arthropoda, Arachnida, Ixodida, Ixodidae. The record is from RefSeq and is a predicted model, not a curated record. Gene Ontology annotation, biological process: mannose metabolic process.
UAUGGGGGUGGUGGCCGGCUCUUUAGGUUGCGUAGUUUAACAGCUUUUAUGCGCUUGCUCCUUCCUUUCUAAUAAAAUAAAACUGAUUUGAUUUGAUUUAAUUUUAACAAGUCCGCCCAAACAUACGCAUCCGCCUCACUUCUUUGCUCAUUGCUACCGCUUCUUUUCGGGCCUCUUCGAGUGCAGCUGCUUUUGAUUGAAAUUUUACUGUUUCUUUGACAACAGAAACUUGCGGUGAAUGGUCAGCGCUAGGUUGCACUUCUUGUGCUCUUCGAACUUUUCCGUUUUGUUUGACAUAUAUAUCGGUCACGUGCAAUAAAACCCUCAGUUCUUGCAGCGCCAUAAUCCCCACAGCCUUCUGUCGCCUUUUGUGUUCCCUUUGAGCUACAGUGUGAAAACAGCUUUCACAGAAGGAAAGUACUGGAGCAAUAUAAACUCCCACACAUGAACUUCCCGAUUUCGUUCGCAUGCAAUCAGAUUUUUUUUUUCUUUUAGUUUUUUUUUUCCUCGGGAAUUCGGCUCGUCGUGGUCACCAAGCUUCGUCGCAGGUCGUGCCGUUGGCACCCCAUCGCCACAAGAUCCCGGAACGCCAAGGCAACGCCGAGUCCUCGUUGGUGUUCCAGGCUAACGUAGAACCUCUGGGGGCAACCAUCUACCACGUGAAAAGCGGAAGGGCCGCGGCGGAGAAGCUCAGAAACUUUCUCGAAAUCCACGAGCAGGACAACUACAUAGAGAACGAGAGGUACCGCGUGGAAAUAGAGCCCGGCACGAGCCUGGUAUCCACAGUGGUUCUGCGGCAGCCCCAGACGUCCGUCAAGCUGCGCCAGUCGUUCGGUGCCUACGCGUUCAGCGAGUAUGCGGCGCCCGAUAACGUGCGCCCACCAGGCCACUACGUGUUUAGCGCAUACAGUGAAGCUCGGACGAUGGGGGAUCAGGUCAUCCACCGCGUGGUCAAGGGGCCCGUAGUGCAAGAGAUUCACCAGAUCUUCAACGGCUACAUUUCGCAAGUGAUAUCGCUGCACAAAAACAGUCCGUUCAUCGAGUUCACCUGGACCGUGGGGCCUUUGACAAUGCUCAUGGAUAGCGCGGGCUGGGCUAAGAAAACCGGCUGCGACGUAGUCAGCCAGUUUGAGAGCAACCUCAACAGCUCGGAAUUUUACACGGACAGCAACGGCUGGAAGAACAUGCGCCGCAUAAGGACGCAGCAACCAUACGCGCUGCCGAUUCCUUCCAACUACUAUCCCGUCACAUCGUGGAUAUACAUCAAGGACCGAAUCAAGGGGCUUCAGAUGAUGAUUCUACCGGACCGUCCCCAGGGAGGCAGCAGCCUGCGCUCUGGACAGCUCGAGCUCAUGGUGCAUCGCCGCCACAACACCAACGACGCGCUCGGGGUAAGCGAGAGCUUGCAAGAAAUGGGCGCUGACGGUGCUGGCCUGGUGGCGAAAGGCACCCACCGGCUCUUCUUGGGAUCCAUAGCAGAGGCGGGACCCCUGCUGCGGCCGCAGGCACUUCAGCUGGUCUACAGACCACUUCUUGUCUUCACGCCCGCCGGAUGGAGGCCGAAGAAAGAAAAGUUCAUUGGACUACGGGCGCCGCUUCCAAGUACAGUACACGUGCUGACGCUGGAGAGGCUCUCGGCAAAUCAGGUACUCCUCCGCCUGGAACAUCUCGCCGUCACCAAAGCGUUCGUCAUGCUCAACGUCACGCGGCUGUUGGCGGGCCGCCUACUGAAAGACCUGCAACCAGUCACUCUGGCAGCGAACCAGUUCCUUCCGAACGCCACGCGACAACACUGGCCAACGGCGAGGCUCGGUCUACAGCGACCGCACGUGGAGAGCAUACGAAUGACUUCUCCCGAGGUUAUGAUAGUGCCCAGCACCGGCGACAACGUAGUCAGGCUCAAGCCGCGACAAAUAGUCACGUUUCUGGCUACCGUAGUCGACGAAUGACUUGGCGCGAGUGAAAAAACGCGUAGCAUUAAAUGUAUUGAUGUUAUUCGUGUAUAUUUAUGCCUACCAUCACUCACGAAUAAUGAUAGAGUAGAUUAGAGUGCAUCAUCGCCUUCGAAGGGAGCGGGCUGCGCGCACGAUUGUGCACGCGAAGGUAUGCGCUAAAAUCAAAAACACUUAUGGAAAUAAUUAUAAGUGCUGACAUACAUCUUGGAGCACUUUUGCUCAGAGGCUUCCUGCUAUAUUUAAUAAACAUGUGUAAAUUUUUCUAGUAAACCGACUUGAAAAAAAGACUGUUUGCUAUCGGUGUCAGUAUGUUAUCAAGCAGUGCGUCUGCUUCAUUCAUUGCUUUUAACAAAGUUUUACAACAGACAUUUUUCAGGUAUGCUGGAGAGGAUUUUGUUGACGUUGUGAUGUUUUACGUCCAUGUAGAAAGUUCCCGCAUGGAGUCCGCAUACUGUAGCUUCGCAAAACUCGCAGAAGGAAGAAAAGCUGUUCAUCCGCCCGGUUACAGUACACUUGAUUGUUCUGAUGAUGCAAAAUAAAGUGAAAUUAAAUGUUGAAUUGACAAAAAAAACUGGCGCCUGAUGGGGUUAUUUUAUGUGUGAAGUCCCAUAACUUUGUUACAAAGCCCUGCGGGGCCCAUUGAAAGAAAGUCAAGGUGGUAGGAUGAUGCUUCUUAUAUUUUUCUUCCCAAUUAUAGAGUUCUUACAGAAUUUGUCUUUAGUUCAGUCCGUCAUGUCCCGUUCUCUAAUAAAAAGAACUAAAC